Rangifer tarandus platyrhynchus (Svalbard reindeer) is the source of this 423-nucleotide messenger RNA. The record is from the annotation of a GenBank genome assembly. NCBI's taxonomy places the organism in Eukaryota, Metazoa, Chordata, Mammalia, Artiodactyla, Cervidae.
AUGAGGUUGUGCGCUCGGAACAUGGCCUCGGAGGACCCCCCGGCCCGGCCUCCCUCGCGGGGCCGGCGCUCCCCGGGGUCCGAUAGAGCGGCAGCGGCCGGGCUCUUAUCGGGCCGGGUCGGGGUGCAGGCGGCCGCGGAGCGGGGUUCCAGGAAGCCCGCCUGGGGCCCCCCCGCCGGCCCCGUCCCCCCCGGAUGCCGCCUGCGGCUCUGGCCGCGGCCGCUCGCCCGUCGUCGGUGUCACUCUGAGCUCCGCCGGGGAGAGUUCCAUGCUGGCCCCCAGCAGGCGGGGCCCCCACCCCUCACAGCCCGGCCCCCACUCCCAUCUUGGCAAGGGGGCCGGGGAAAGGCAGCUAAUUUCAAGUCUGUACGGCGUUUGUGGUCGUGUCCUGAACUCUCCACGAUUAAUCACCGGAGCAUCUGA